UAUAAAAUAUUUGUCAUCAUCGUAGCCAUUUUGCCACCUUUUCUCCAACAUCACUCACUCAGCCAAAAACAGUUUACAAAAUCACCUUCUUUAUUACUUCCAACCGCUCAGCCUGAAAAUGCCGUCCACGGAGGAAGGAGGCGGCGCCGUCGGAGCAGUUUCCACUGAUCAAACAAUCACCAACAACAACGAUUUCGUGAGCAUUCGUAUUGACUUGCUACGCUGGAAGGGCGAAUUAGCGAAUCUCGAGUCAUUAGUCAAAGCUUCCAACGGCACAUGCAAUCCAUUGAUCCGAAAAGUCCCAUCAACCCUUAGCCGUAACGAAGAUUUCAAGAAGUAUUUCAAGCCGAAAGUGAUCUCAAUCGGCCCACUCCACCACGAUGAUGGCACCCUCCAAGAAUCCAAUGAUCUCAAGCUCAAAUUAGCAGCACAUUUCGUCAGAAACAUUGACGACAAUGAGGAGUACAGCAACAUGAAGGCAGAGAUCGAUGACUUAAAGAAAUGCUAUGAUCCACAGGAAUUAGCGAACUAUAGCGACGAUGACGAGGAACUGGCUUGGAUGUUCUUCGUUGACGGCUGCGCAAUUUUACAAGCAGUUUAUAUGCGUUACGGUGAUGAUAUUUCUUCUGAAUAUGACCGGUUGUUUAUUAAAAACGAUUUGCUGACAUUUGUGUACUCGGAUCUGUUAUUGUUGGAGAACCAAAUACCUUUUCGUGUUCUUGAAUUGCUUACAAGCUCGAGUGAUGGCGAAAAGUUCAUGAAUGCAGUCAAAAGGUUCAUCGACGACAGUGUUAUCACCCCAGCCGAGGACAGAUUUGGCUCUAGUGAAUGGUGGCCGCAGCAAGAAGGAGAGCGAAUUCACUUAUUGCAUCUACUACGAGUAAGACUCCUUUUCAAAAAAGAAAAACCAUGGGGGUGGGGAAUUCAAAAAAGACUCCUUUUCAAAAUAGAAAAACUACGGCGGUGGUGUUUUCCGUUUUGCAUUGAACACGAAGAUAGAACAGAAGAAAGAACAAAACGGUGCCAUUCACACACCAUUCAUAACGUAAAAGAGCUUAAAAAACUCGGGAUAUCGUUAAAAGCCAGCGAAACAAGUUGUUUAACCGACAUCAGUUUCAACCGUAUCUUAUUCGUCGGAAAAUUAUGUUUACCGCCGAUCUCCGUCGAUGAUUCAACCAUGAACUUAAUAGCUUACGAAAUGUGUCCGGAUUUCCACAACGAUUUCGCCGUCACUUCAUAUAUGUGUUUCCUUGAUUUAUUGAUUGAUGAAGCCGAAGAUGUUAAAGACCUGAGAGACGCCGGCAUACUAUACAACAGAUUGGGGAGUGAUGAAGAAGUGGCUAAGCUUUUCAAUAAGAUGAACACUGGUUUGGUUCCUAGUCCGAUGAUUUACAGUGGGGUUAAACGGAAAAUACAUGAUCAUUGUAAGACUACGUGGAUUAAGCAUUUUGCUCAAGGUUAUCAUACUUAUUUUAGGAGUCCUUGGACGUUUUUGGCAUUUAUGGGUGCCAUUACAGCACUUUUGCUUGGUGCUUUGCAGACUUAUUAUACCAUACAUCAACAAAACUAAGACUCAUCCAAUCACAAAAAUUAAAGGCUGCUUGAAGAGCCCUAAAGGAUUCAAGGCAUCAAAGCUUUGUAUAUUAUAUUUGAGUUUAAUUUAUUAUAAAUAUUGAAUGUUAAUAAAAUUUUUAUACAUUUUACCAAUGCUCUUUAAUUUUGUUUGUAUAUACAAUUUAUAGUGUGGGUCAAUUUGU
Molecule: messenger RNA, 1757 nt
Organism: Gossypium raimondii (Peruvian cotton)
Lineage: Eukaryota; Viridiplantae; Streptophyta; Magnoliopsida; Malvales; Malvaceae
Product: UPF0481 protein At3g47200-like
Exons: 3
Coding region: 119-1570 (483 amino acids)
Source: RefSeq, a predicted model, not a curated record